UCUCUCUCUCUCUCUCUCUCUCAUUAUUUUUACACAGAUAUUACUCUCUUUAUAGCAGCACCAUUCUUCUUCUCUCUCUCUCUCUCUCUAAAAGCCUCUCUUUCAUGUUCAUUCAUCUAUACUUUUUACGUCCCAUCGCCGAGUUCUCUCUCUCCCUAAAGCCCUCUCUUUCUCCCUCUCUUUCUCAUGAAAGAAGCAAGACCAACACAAGCUCUUUCCCGUGAAAAGAUCAAGCACCAGCACCUUCAAAUUUCUGUAUCACCACGAUCAAACACAUAAGACUGAAGAAAAGUGAGUGAGUGAUCAUAUUUGUCUGUGAGAGAGAGACAGAGAGGGAGGGAGGGAGAGGGAAACCCCACCUAUGGAGAUUAUGGUUUCAAACUAGUCAGAAGAGACAAAAUUAAAAUAUUCCCAGUUUCUUAAAUUAAAAUAGGUAAAUUUAGUGACCGAUCAAGCACGGACCCAGUUCUUGAUUAUGGAUUCUGCGUCUGGUGCCGGUGCAUCUGUCCCGAACAGCGGAGAGGGUCCGUCGGCGACGGGUUCCGCAACGGCUGCUGAGGACUCAUCAACGGCGCCACCGAGCAGGUACGAGUCACAGAAGCGGCGAGACUGGAACACCUUCUUACAGUACCUGAGGAACCACAAGCCUCCCUUAACUUUAGCCCGGUGCAGUGGGGCGCACGUGAUCGAGUUCUUGAAGUACUUGGACCAGUUUGGGAAGACCAAGGUCCAUAUCUUAGGGUGUCCUUACUUCGGGCACCCAAACCCUCCAGCUCCGUGUGCUUGCCCGCUAAAGCAGGCGUGGGGGAGCCUAGACGCGCUGAUCGGACGGCUGAGAGCAGCUUACGAAGAGAACGGUGGACGACCGGAGGCGAACCCGUUCGGAGCGAAGGCGGUGAGAAUUUACUUAAGGGAGGUGAGGGAAGGACAGGCCAAAGCCAGAGGGAUCCCUUAUGAGAAGAAGAAGCGGAAACGGCCCACAGUCACGGCCGCUACGGUGGUGGUUUCAGCGGCGGAGAAUGUGUCGGUGUCGGCAAGUGAAGGAGGGGAUGCUGGUGAGGGAAGUGGUGCUGGCGGCGUUGCUCAAGCGGCUACUACAGCACCUACCGCCACCACCACCAUAUAGUUGGACUAAUUUUUUCUCUGUUUUUCUUUGUUUUGAAACUUUUUCACUUUCAAAUUUCGUCUGUUUUAACGUUUAAUUGUCAUUAUUAUGAGGUUAGAUAUAAUUAUAUAUAUUUAUAUUUCUAGCGA
Molecule: messenger RNA, 1254 nt
Organism: Carya illinoinensis
Lineage: Eukaryota; Viridiplantae; Streptophyta; Magnoliopsida; Fagales; Juglandaceae
Product: protein LIGHT-DEPENDENT SHORT HYPOCOTYLS 5-like
Exons: 1
Coding region: 476-1126 (216 amino acids)
Biological process (GO): mRNA transcription; response to light stimulus
Cellular component (GO): nucleus
Source: RefSeq, a predicted model, not a curated record